CAAGAUGUAUUGCAGGUCUGCCUACGUUUCCGAUUUUUUCUCCCUGGUGGGGUCUUUCCACACGCCUGUGGUGCUAUAGAUGGACAAAGUUUAACACAGUCAAGCUGCCAAUUCCUUUCCUCUCUUGCAAAGAGGGAAAGGGAAGAAGAGAUAUGACGGAAUACGAUGAUCGCAGCUGUGCGUCAAAUAUGUAUUUACCGAGCUGCACUUAUUACGUUUCGACGCCCGAUUUUACAUCAGUCUCCUCCUUUUUACCGCAGACUACUUCGUGUCAGAUUAAUUUCCCCUAUUCUCCCAACAUAGCCCAGGUCCAACCUGUUCGAGAAGUCGCUUUCAGGGAUUAUGGACUGGACCAUCCCAGCAAAUGGCACUACAGGGGCAAUUACGCGUCUUACUACUCGACGGACGAGAUAAUGCAUCGGGACUUAAUCCAGUCCUCAAGCAGCAGGGCGGAUGUGAUAUUCAAAAACGAGUCCUUGUACGGCCACCACGGAGGGACGAGCUCGCCGUGCAAUUUCUUCGCCGGUGUCGGCCGGAACGGGGUUCUUCCCCAGGGCUUCGACCAGUUUUUUGACACUCCCAACUCGGAGAAGCUCUGCGCGGAGCUCCCCAACAAACAAAAGACAGAUUCUGCUGUUCCCGGAGAUGCUGCUGAAAACACCAAUCAGGCUUUCACCAAACUAGAGGAGCACAAAGCUGACCCGACCGGGAGCGUGGACGAGGACUCAUCCUCCAACUGCGGCGACAAGAACAACCAACAGAGUUCAUCAACCAAGUCCAGGAAGAAGAGGUGCCCUUACUCCAAAUACCAGAUCCGAGAACUUGAACGAGAGUUUUUCUUCAACGUGUACAUUAACAAAGAGAAGCGGCUGCAACUGUCCAGGAUGUUAAACCUGUCAGAUCGGCAGGUGAAGAUUUGGUUUCAAAAUAGAAGAAUGAAAGAGAAAAAGCUAAACCGCGACCGCCUACAGUAUUUCACUGGGAACCCUUUAUUCUGAUACCUGACACAGUAGCGCACACACACACACACACUCGCGGGGGUAAAAUAGGUGGUAUACACUAUCAUAUGUUUGAAAGACUGGCCCCCCUCUGCAUAUUUGAACCCUGGUCGUUUUUAUUGAUGAUCAGCUUAUUUUACAAAAAUCUGGCAUUUAAAAAAAAAAAAAAAAAAAAAAAAAAGGAAAAAAAAAAGUGCCAUAUUUUUGCAAACAAUUCUUGCAUUUAUUUAUUUGUGUUCAUAUAUUUUCGCGUUAUUGGCAACCCGAUAUUUCAGCAAAGUACGAGCUGUGCUUUGACAUGAUUUCUAUAAACUCUAUAGGCUUCCUUCUUCCUUGUGUAUGUGCAUUUAUUCAGACGCAUGUAAUGUUCGUUGUGGUGUGAAAUAAAGUAGACACGACAAAUGUUGUAUCAUAGUCACGAAACCUGUCACAUGGUCUCAACCAAGUCCUGUAAAAAAAAAAAAAGAAAAAAUACAUAUGACGAUUCUUCAAUGGCGAAGUUUGGCGCUUGCAGGCCUGUAUGGUCCCGUUAUUUCCUUUGCUUUCAAACACUGAUUGUUUACUAAACCUUGAACCGUCUAGACAGUAUAAUAAAACUAGCUGUAAAUGUCUAAAUAGGGGGCUAUUGGAUUUUUGGUGUCCCAACCCCCAGACCACAAGAGGCCAGAUUCUCCCUCCUGCCUCACAGUAGUUUCACUUCAGGCUACAAAUGUUUAGGGAAUGUAAAGAGAUUUCUGCGCAUCCCGUCCAUAUUUAGCUCCUUCUCACAUCUCGGGGGCACUUGAGAUGUUUACCAGUGUUUAACCAUAAGGAACAAUGGAAGAUAUUCUAACAAGGAGCCGCCAUCUGAAAGGAUAAGUAAUCUUUUCAAGUUUAUCCGCUUGUGUCGCUUGAAUCGUCUGCAAAGGAGAGAGAUUUCUAGAUGGAGCCGAAAAGAAAAGCGCAUUUCUUUUUCACCCCUUCUUGAACGAAUGCAGGUGAAACGUUUCUGUCUUUGUGCAGCUCCACUUUAAGCUGCUUCCACACGAAGGGUAAUCAUCUGAAUGCCAUACUUUACCUCAGCAGUGUUUAUCAUUCUUAUUUUUGUAAUCAACAGAGGGACAGAUUAAAUAAACGCAUCCAAUCCACACAAACACUCUCUUUAUUGAUAAUUCAUGUGAUGCGGGUGGAUUAUUUUCACUUUAGGUCUUUGCACCAACAAUCCCACCCCCCUCCUAUGUCUCAGCGACCUUUAUGAAAACAACGCAGUGGGAUUAAUGCUCAUUUCACGUGUGAUGUAGGCCUAUCACGUCUGCAGUAAUUUCCCAAAAAGGCUGUAAGAAAACUGAGGUUUCAUUAAGCGUUUAAUUGGGUUGUCAUCAUGUCCUACAGUGAAAUUACAUUGCCAACUGUGUGGGGUAUUUCACUUUGAUUCUCGGUGUAUCCACAUGAGGGCAGACUUGCUGCUCUGGCUUCACGUGGAAAUGCAGAGUUCAGCCAAAUUGAACAUGGACCCUGCAUGAGAAUCAGUCAGUGGAGGAAUAAUCCGCACAGCAUAGGUUUUAUUUAGACUUUCAUUUCAAUUCCAGCUGCACCAAUUAGCUUUAAUUAUAUUGUGUUUUCAUCAGAAGAAUUUCUUCUCUUUUUUUACAUUUUAAUUUUCCUUUUAUAAAAAAAAAAAAAAAAAAAAAAAAAAAAAUGCCCCAAAGCACCUGGUUUUAUAUCAAACUAUUCAAAAGUCUGUUUUUUCUCUGGAGAUCUCAGAACAUAAACAGAUUAUUGUAGCACACGCUGUUGUUUCCACUCGGUGUUGAAUCGAUGCAAGUCCUGUGUGGCAUCUUCCACGCCGUAAUUACUUUUGCGAGUCAUGUUCAAGUCUUUGGAAAAGGACAAGGCGAACAAAAGAAAAUAUAAUUCUCCUCCGUGUCUCUGUCACCUGAACGCCACAGGCUUCAGUCUCCACCUGAAGGCCGCAGAGUCCUGCAGGCCACAGAAAUCUGCCUCUA
Molecule: messenger RNA, 2983 nt
Organism: Seriola aureovittata
Lineage: Eukaryota; Metazoa; Chordata; Actinopteri; Carangiformes; Carangidae
Gene: hoxd11a
Product: homeobox D11a
Exons: 2
Coding region: 153-998 (281 amino acids)
Biological process (GO): regulation of transcription by RNA polymerase II; anatomical structure development
Cellular component (GO): nucleus
Molecular function (GO): DNA-binding transcription factor activity, RNA polymerase II-specific; RNA polymerase II cis-regulatory region sequence-specific DNA binding
Source: RefSeq, a predicted model, not a curated record